Mytilus trossulus (common blue mussel) is the source of this 1678-nucleotide messenger RNA. RefSeq names its product origin recognition complex subunit 5-like. The transcript has 15 exons. NCBI's taxonomy places the organism in Eukaryota, Metazoa, Mollusca, Bivalvia, Mytilida, Mytilidae. Gene Ontology annotation, molecular function: DNA replication origin binding. Bases 110 to 1441 code for a protein of 443 amino acids. Gene Ontology annotation, cellular component: nuclear origin of replication recognition complex; nucleus. The record is from RefSeq and is a predicted model, not a curated record. Gene Ontology annotation, biological process: DNA replication; DNA replication initiation.
AAAAGAUUAAAAAGAUCCGAAAUUUGGCGGGGAAAUUAUUUUGACAACAAUUUAUUUAUUUACUGUUUAGAAUUAGGCGACUGACAUACAAGAAGCUGCAUCAGAAAAUAUGACAGAAGUAGACAAUUUUAAGGAAGAUCUGAACAAAACAUUUCCAUGCAGACAAUCACAGAUUAAUUUGUUGCUGUCAUUAUUUGGACAGAGACAUCAGUAUACAUAUGCAAGUUUGUUUAUCUAUGGACAUACUGGUACAGGAAAGACAGCGGUCACUACUAACAUUCUAAAUCAUUUUAAGCUGUCUCAUGUUUUGGUAAACUGUGUAGAGUGCUACAGUUCCCGCUUUUUGUAUGAGAUGAUACUUAACAGUCUCCAUGGAAACAGUGUGACAGAAUCAUCUGACUUGGUGAAGUGUGAUAAUAUGAAUGAUUUUGUUAGAAUGUUUAAGCACGUCUCACAAGAAAAGGGGAUUGACCAAGAAACUAUAUACAUUGUAUUAGACAAAGCAGAAAGACUAAGAGAAAUGGAAAUGAAUAUCCUGCCUGCAUUUCUCAGGUUACAAGAACUGACCCAGCAAAAUGUUUGUGUAAUUUUGCUGUCUGAGAUAGUAUGGGAGAAAUUCAGAACAGGGUCAGGCUAUUGUGAACCUUUUGUUCUUCAUUUUUCUGACUACACUAAUGAUCAGCUGAUAGAAAUAAUGAUGCUUGACCAUCCAACAGAAUAUGAUGAGAAUUUCUACAGAAUGUAUCUAAAUCUUGUGCUCAGUGUGUUUCAGAUGGUCUGCAGAAAUUUGAAAGAGCUUCAUCAUUUGGCUAAGUUGAAUUUUCAAAGGUAUGCAGAGCCAGUGAAGACAGGUGAAGCAACUGCUGAAGAUACAAGAAAAUUGUGGAAGAAUAUUGAACCUCAUCUUAAGAAGGCAUUGCAGACUGUUUACCUUAGAGAAGUAUCAAGUUCACAAUGGGAGAAAAUGCAGCAGUCAAUAGAAGCUGGACAACCCCCAGCUUUACAAGGUCUGUCAUCCAGAUCCCAUGUAGAGUUACCAUACUAUUCCAAAUUUCUACUGAUAGCAGCAUAUCUAGCAUCAUACAACCCAGCCAAAACUGACAAGAGAUUCUUUGCAAAGCAUGGAGGAAAAACGAGUAGGCAGUCAAAACUACUAAAGAAACAUGAAAGGGCCAGCAAUCAUAUGCUUGGACCCAAACCGUUUGCACUAGACAGAAUGAUGGCUAUAUUUUAUGCUGUUGUAGAAGGCAGAGUAGCUCCUACUGCUAAUAUUUUUAUGCAGAUAUCAUCUUUAGUAAGUUUGAAUUUAUUGGGACAUGUUGCCAGUGACGAUCAGAUUGAUUCACCAAAAUAUAAAUGUCUUGUCUCCUUAGACUUUAUAAAGUCUGUUUCAAGGACAGUGAACUUUGAGAUAAUGAGGUACUUGUUUGACUUUGUAUGAAAAUGUCUGUUAAGUAGAAACCGUGGGAACAAAUCUGCACAAUUAUUAUGCACUCAAUCUAUUACGUGAAAUUGCCAGUUGUGAGAAUUUGAAUGGUCAGGAUUUCAACAGUAUUUCAGUGAUGAUUUUCUCAGAAUGCAGAGUUCGAAGAAAAACUUAUGAUACAGUUGUAUAUUGGUUGUGGAGACUAUUUUGUGCAUAAUGUGAAUCUGUGAAAUAAAUUAAACACCAACUUAA